Lathyrus oleraceus (garden pea) is the source of this 354-nucleotide messenger RNA. RefSeq lists its product as uncharacterized. Bases 1 to 354 code for a protein of 117 amino acids. The transcript has a single exon. The record is from RefSeq and is a predicted model, not a curated record. NCBI's taxonomy places the organism in Eukaryota, Viridiplantae, Streptophyta, Magnoliopsida, Fabales, Fabaceae.
AUGCACUACAACAACUAUGUCGAUCAUCGUGAGAUGCGAUCAUUUAACGACAUAGUGUUAUACUCAAGAUGGUUAACUUGCGAAUCACGUCUCACUGCUCCUCAUCUUCCUGAGCGCAUGAUGCGGAAGUUUGACUACAUUCAGACUAUUCCCAGACACUAUGUUGUCUCUGCUCCUCCUACUUUUACACGUAGAGAGAUGGAUGUCAUGUUUAAUGAUUAUCUUAGUCAUCUGGUACAAGAGGAGACACGAAGUACCAUAGUUGAGAGCGACUGGAGCUACGCCGACGAGUACAUCAGAUGGUUCUUCAAGGUGUCACAUUUGUAUAUGGUGCAGGAUGCUCCAAGAGAUUGA